CUUCCCUUUAAACUGAGAUGAUACGCAGGUAAUGAGAAGAGAGGAGAAAUCACUGUAUGGUGAAAUAUAGGAUAAAAUGUCUGCACUUCGUAAGAAAUUUGGAAGCGACUAUGAGGUAGUGACCACCAAAUCCUCCAGCCAUCAGAAGGACAAGAGGAGGAAACGACAGCGAUUCGUGGACAAGAAUGGACGAUGCAACGUUCAGCAUGGAAACCUGGGUGGAGAGACCAGCAGAUAUCUUUCAGACUUAUUCACAACUUUAGUAGACCUCAAAUGGCGAUGGAACCUCUUCAUCUUCAUCCUCACAUACACAGUGGCCUGGUUAUUCAUGGCUUCAAUGUGGUGGAUCAUUGCAUACAUCAGAGGUGACCUGUACCGAGUCCACGAUGAGAAGUACACGCCAUGCGUGGCCAACGUCUAUAACUUUCCCUCUGCUUUCCUCUUCUUCAUUGAGACAGAGGCCACUAUAGGAUAUGGCCACAGAUACAUCACCGAUAAAUGUCCAGAAGGAAUCAUUCUCUUCCUAUUUCAGUCUAUCCUGGGCUCCAUAGUGGAUGCCUUUUUAAUAGGCUGUAUGUUUAUUAAGAUGUCUCAACCGAAGAAGAGGGCAGAGACUCUGAUGUUUAGUGAAAACGCAGUCAUCUCAAUGCGUGACGGCAAACUCACGCUGAUGUUCAGGGUGGGAAAUCUGCGCAAUAGUCACAUGGUUUCAGCACAGAUCCGAUGCAAAAUACUCAAGUCCCGACAGACGCCCGAGGGCGAGUUCCUCCCCCUGGAUCAGCUGGAGCUGGAUGUGGGCUUCAGCACCGGAGCGGACCAACUCUUUCUCGUGUCACCACUCACAAUCUGUCAUGUGAUCGACACCAAGAGCCCCUUCUAUGAGCUCUCGCAGCGAUCCAUGCAGACGGAACAGUUCGAAAUAGUUGUGAUUCUGGAGGGUAUUGUUGAAACGACCGGCAUGACUUGUCAAGCACGGACAUCGUACACGGAGGACGAGGUGCUCUGGGGCCACAGAUUCUUCCCGGUCAUCUCUCUGGAGGAGGGAUUCUUUAAAGUGGAUUAUUCUCAGUUCCACGCUACAUUUGAGGUUUCCACACCUCCCUACAGCGCAAAGGAGCAGGAUGAGGCAUUGCUCAUGUCCUCUCCACUCAUGGCCCCAUCACUGUGCAACAGUAGAGAGAAGAACAGCUCCCAGGACUGUCUGGAGCUGCUGGAAGAUCUAGAGAACACCAGUAAAUUACCAACCAAGGUACAGAAAAUGACAGGUAGAGAAGGGCUGCCCAGGAAGCUACUGAGAAUGAGCUCCACCACAUCAGAGAUGACAUACAGCCUUGGCGAACUGCCCAUGAAGCUCCAACGCAUCAGUUCUGUGCCUGGGGUCUCAGAGGAAAUGCAGGUUACCAAGGCGACUAAGAUUUCCACAGAGGCCAUCAGCAAAUCGGUUGCAGACUUGCCGCCGAAACUUCAGAGAAUGGCUGGGGGAGGAGGUCGCAUGGACGGACACCUGCCACCCAAACUCCGAAAGAUGAAUUCUGAUCGUUUCACAUAGAAUAACUUUCUCAUUAGCAACAGUCAAAUGGGCCCUCUUAUAAUUCAAGAUAUUUAGCGUGUGUAUAUAGACAGAUACACCAUUUAUGAUACUAAUGUAGGUUAAUGUAAUUCAGAACAUCUGUUCCUGUGGUGGGUUCAUAUGCAGUAAAGAGACUCUUUCAGAUUGUUGUUACUACAAGCACAAUCUGGUAUGGAUGACACCCUCCAUUGCAUGUUAAAAUAUUUCUCUCCUUCUGAUGGCAUGACAAGCUGUACAUAUUUAUUUGCCAAGGAAAUGUUAGCAAAUAUUAUUUCCUCCAAGCCAUAUGGUGAUAUAUCGGACAAUACCUCCUACAUGGCUAAUUAGCGAUUAUUCAUGUCAUACAGUUAAGUUGUUCACCAUAAUACCUCUAUACUAAGCUUAUCUUACAAUGCAUGUGCACA
Rhinichthys klamathensis goyatoka is the source of this 1974-nucleotide messenger RNA. It is a transcript of the gene kcnj3a, whose product is annotated as potassium inwardly rectifying channel subfamily J member 3a. Gene Ontology annotation, cellular component: plasma membrane. The transcript is spliced from 4 exons. Gene Ontology annotation, biological process: regulation of monoatomic ion transmembrane transport; potassium ion import across plasma membrane. The record is from RefSeq and is a predicted model, not a curated record. Lineage: Eukaryota; Metazoa; Chordata; Actinopteri; Cypriniformes; Leuciscidae. Gene Ontology annotation, molecular function: G-protein activated inward rectifier potassium channel activity. The coding region runs from base 77 to 1549 and encodes 490 amino acids.